UUGUUACCCCCCAGCUGGAGGAUGGCUCUGCUGCAGGCUCUGAGCGUGUUCUUCCUCACCAUGACUACCACCACCAAGCAGGAGCAAGAGGAGGUCAUUGUCAAGGACAAGAAGCGCAAGUAUGACAUCUCGCUCUACAAGAGGGGUGACCUACUGGAGGUACCCCGCACCAUGUUCACACAUUUCGGAAUCUACCUGGGAAAUGACCGUGUCGGCCACCUGAUCCCUGACAUCCUACCCCUCUUCACGUCCGACCGGAGCAGCAUUGACACCAUGGUGACCAACCUGCGGCUCAUCCUGGGCGCCAUCACCAAGGUGGCCAGUGUGCGCGUGGACUCGGUGGAGGACUUCGCCUAUGGGGGCGACAUCCUCAUCAACCCCAUGGACGGAGUGUGCAGCCGGCAGCCCUACGAUGGGGAGGAAGUGGCCCGCCGGGCGGAGAAGCUGAUAGGGCCAGUGAGCUACAGCCUCCUGUGGUACAACUGCGAGCAUUACGUCAUGUACUGCCGCUACGGGACUAACAUGAGCUUCCAGACCUUCCAGUUCUGUAAAGCUGUACGGAAGAUCUUCUGCAGUAAGAGGUUCUCUCUCGUGAGUGCAUUAAUCGGUGUGGCCAUCAUGUUUUACCUCCAAACGGAUCCAUUUUACACUCUGCUCCCCACCUUCUUCAUCUCCUUCCACAUCUGGAUGGCCUCUUGAAUCCACAUCACAACCCGGCGAUGGAAAAGACCAGUAUAAAAAACUCAAAGUCAGAUAAAUAUCUUGGAGUCAAGCCAUGGUUUCAGGUGUACAUUACUAUCAUUGCCUUUACCUGACAAUUGACAAUCUACAUCUACUGCAUCUAGCCUACUGCAAACUAGUGGCCUUGGCUAUAUGGUGGUUGUUUUCCAGUGUAAUUGACAGAUAAACCUUACAAACACAAAAAUGUAAAAUAUCAAAAUGUUUCUUUUUUGUUUAGAGCAUGCUCCUCACUGGAAAGGCUCUGCAUGAAAGUUGAAUGUAAAUAUAAGUACUAAGUUAAUUUUCUUCUGUAUUAUGUCUGUUUAAUAUGCAUUAAAACGUUUGGUGUUGUG
Alosa alosa (allis shad) is the source of this 1073-nucleotide messenger RNA. It is a transcript of the gene lratb.2, whose product is annotated as lecithin retinol acyltransferase b, tandem duplicate 2. Gene Ontology annotation, molecular function: phosphatidylcholine-retinol O-acyltransferase activity. NCBI's taxonomy places the organism in Eukaryota, Metazoa, Chordata, Actinopteri, Clupeiformes, Clupeidae. Gene Ontology annotation, biological process: retinol metabolic process. The record is from RefSeq and is a predicted model, not a curated record. The transcript is spliced from 2 exons. Bases 22 to 699 code for a protein of 225 amino acids.